Messenger RNA from Volvox carteri f. nagariensis, 900 nucleotides. RefSeq lists its product as uncharacterized. Bases 1 to 900 code for a protein of 299 amino acids. The record is from RefSeq and is a predicted model, not a curated record. Gene Ontology annotation, molecular function: aminoacyl-tRNA deacylase activity. Lineage: Eukaryota; Viridiplantae; Chlorophyta; Chlorophyceae; Chlamydomonadales; Volvocaceae. The transcript is spliced from 5 exons.
AUGGCUGAUGCCGAAUCUUUAAAAGCACGUUAUGAUGCCAUCUCUUCCCGUUUGUGUAGCUUGGAGCAGCAUCCAGCCGUUAGGACUGCGCUCGCUGUGCAUAAACUCGGCGAGCUCCAGCUGGGGAUACUUCAGCGGAUUGACAAGCUUGCUCAUGCACUUGGACUGGAUCUGUCUGUCUUAACGCGGCCGCGUCUCACCGUCACCCCCGAUGCAAGUCCCACACAGCAGCAGCUAGAACAGGAGCUCAUCGACCGCAACUUCUCCUCCUUCAGCUUCGUCCGCGUGCCAGCUGACUAUUACGAUCAGCCCCUGGAGUUCCGUCAGAGCUGCCUGGGGGCGGCCUCCAUCAACCAUCUGUGCAAGAGUAUCGUCAUGGAGAACACCCGCGCACAUGAGUCGGUGAAGGGCUGGGAGGACCCGCGUAACUCCAAGUACUAUUGCGUCAUCGUGCAGUACACCGCCCGGCUGCAUGCGGACAAGCUCAAGGUGGGGGUGCAGGAGCUGGGCGGCCGCAAGUUCGGACGUCAGUACUACAAUAUGCGGCUGGCAGCGGAGGAGGUCAACGACCAGCUGACGGGCUUCAGCCACAAUGCCGUGACGCCCAUCUGCAUGCGGGAGCGGUUGCCCAUCCUCAUGAGCCACCACAUCGCUAAGCUGCAGCCGAGGGAGUUCUGGCUGGGGGCGGGGGAGGUGGAUCUAAAGCUGCACCGCAUCGAAGCCGCCGGAACCAAGCACUGUUUAACCGGCUCAGCGGCAGCGCUCUCCAUCCUUGCUCAUGGCUCGGCACGGAAGACGCUACGAAAGUUUUACGCAGACACGGUCAUUGUCAAUGCAGGAGUGACACGACUCUACCAAUUGGACAGGACUAUACCAAUUCUUGCACAAGACGAACUGUAA